This is a messenger RNA of Colletotrichum phormii, 2339 nucleotides long. Its product is annotated as fungal-specific transcription factor. The record is from RefSeq and is a predicted model, not a curated record. The coding region runs from base 146 to 2125 and encodes 659 amino acids. Gene Ontology annotation, biological process: regulation of DNA-templated transcription; DNA-templated transcription. The transcript is spliced from 5 exons. NCBI's taxonomy places the organism in Eukaryota, Fungi, Ascomycota, Sordariomycetes, Glomerellales, Glomerellaceae. Gene Ontology annotation, molecular function: DNA binding; DNA-binding transcription factor activity, RNA polymerase II-specific; zinc ion binding.
GCGUGAGAGACACACACGUUGCCAUAUCGGCUACCUUCCCGACGCGGCUGAUUUCGGUUUUUUUUUUUUCAUUUGUUCUAUUCCCUCCUUGGAAAAAGCUGCGUGCCGCGUUGAGCGGCGGCCUUUCGUCGAAUCAGAGGCCAAUAUGAGGAAGAGAGCGUGUGAUUCCUGUCACAGGCGAAAGAUUCAGUGUGAUGGAGCAGUCCCACAAUGCAACUGGUGCAAGCACCACGGCAUGGCGUGCACUUUCAACCGGGCCACCAAGGUGAAGAAGCGUGUGGCCACAGCGAGGGCGGGAUCAGAAAAAGACCUAGUCGAACGCCUCAACCGUAUCGAGAAGGCCUUGGAGGCGGCUCGGCGUAACCAAGAUGCAGGGGGGGAAGGAGGGACCCGGGAUGAUUCCACCGCGUCCCCAUCGUCAUCAUCGGCGCCCAUGUCGACUGUUGGUCCGGAUCCGCCGGCCGCCGACGGCAAUCCGGACACAACCCAAACCCGAUCUUAUGACUCAUCAGCCCGGGCUGCUUCCGGAGCUACCGUGGGUAAGCUGCAUUUUGCCGGUUACUAUCUGGGCGAUGUCAGCUCCUACAAUGGUAUUCCAUUCUUCUCCGCCGACGGCCAAGAAUGGAUCCGCUCUCGCGCUGGAGAAGAUGCUUCCUUUCACACCUUGUUUGGCAUGGGUCCUUUGUGGCAGACACAACAUCCAGUCCCAAUCUUUAUAGACUUCCCAGAAGUGAAUGCUACUGGAGAGCUUCCUGAUAGGACAGUUGUUGAAGAGUAUCUCGCCCUCUUCCGAGCAUCCCAGUUCGGCUUAUCGUUUCCAGUAAUCGACUUUGUCCUCUUCCAAGAGACAAUCGAGCUGGCUUAUCAGCGAUCCAAUGGUAAAGCAUCUCUCGAGGCCGUGACGGCAAAGGCAUGUGUCUUUGCUUUCUUCGCCGUCGUUUCCCUCUUCCAGGGAGAAUGGAACUCAACACCCGAGAUUGACGGCGAGGCCUGCGCAGGUGCCGCCCAGAGACUGGUGGCAGUCAUCCUGCAGGGUACCAACAUCACUGCCCUCGAGACAGUCUUCAUGCUGGGUAUGUAUCACCUUUUCUGCGGCCACCUGCAACAAGGUGCCAUGUUCCAGUCCGCCACAUGUCGAGUCUUGUUCAUGCUUGGCGGACACCUCGAGCCCGGAUCGAGCCGUCCCACUCCAUGCCAGACACCCCAGCAAGCUGAAGACGACCACACCUCGCGCGUGAGGAAUCAACUCCGCAGACUCUUCUGGUUAUCCUACAAGCUCGACAAGGACAUCUCCCUUCGGACGGGACAGCCCCCCAGUAUCCAUGAUGAACAUUGCGACUUGACUUUGCCAAAGAUGGAUUGGUGGAUCCGGAGCAUAGAUGACCUCACGGGCGGCUCGCCGUCUUUCCUCGACGAGGCAACUAUCACGUCGGCCUUGGCACCCGACUCCCUGCAGUUGACCAUCAUCAAAUCUCAAAUUUCCACGAAGUUGUACUCUCAAUCAGCCCUGAAGAAGGGCGAUGCGGAACUGCUCAGGGAUAUCCGCGAACUCGAUGACGAGCUCGAACGAUGGCGUUCGUCGGUUCCAUCAUCCUACCGGCCGACGUUGACGUUCCCUCGGGGCACGGCGGUCGUUAGAAAGGGACGGCUGAGUAUGGAGGAGAUUAUCCUUCACUUUGAGUAUCAUUACUUGAUGGCAAUGAUACACCGAGCAAGCGGGCGAUGCCGCUGUUGGGCAAGCCGUGAAGGAAGCGGUCUGGAGGGCGUCAGUUCGAGCCAGGCCCUCUCUGUGCAGGCCAGCCGAUCUACGCUCUACUUCCUCCGCGCAGCGAUCCACGGCGUGGAACAGGUGGCCUUCUGGAUGGUGGUAUUCUACCCCAUGUCAGCAAUCCUCACAAUCUUUUGCAGUCUCCUCCUGCAGCCCCUGAACCCCCAAUCCGAGGAAGAUAUCGAGCUCCUCAACUCGGUCCCGGAACUCAUCGAGGGCAUGCGGAACCGUCAUCUGACGCCCAACGAAGUCGCCCACGUCAAGAUUGUGGAUGAUUUCGUGGCGGAGCUCACCCGGUUGGGAAAGUGCGCUAUUGCCAAGGCGCGGCGGGAACAAGAACUGCAGGAACUGGCUUAAAUGAGAGAAAGAAAACAACACGAAUUGUAUGUGACCGAAACCUGGGAUACAGCGGGCGCUUUGGUGUUGGGGGCAAUUGAUCGAGCUGGCAAGGCUUUUACUGGCUUGUGGGAUCGGUCUUAGAUGGGGAACCCAUAGAGAUAUGCUGCAUGUAUGAACAUUGAAAUGUAAUAUCAGAGUCAUUUAUCACCAUCGAAUGAAAAAUAGUUCGGCC